Rattus rattus (black rat) is the source of this 4156-nucleotide messenger RNA. It is a transcript of the gene Dcun1d4, whose product is annotated as defective in cullin neddylation 1 domain containing 4. Gene Ontology annotation, cellular component: ubiquitin ligase complex. The transcript has 11 exons. Lineage: Eukaryota; Metazoa; Chordata; Mammalia; Rodentia; Muridae. The record is from RefSeq and is a predicted model, not a curated record. Bases 95 to 973 code for a protein of 292 amino acids. Gene Ontology annotation, molecular function: ubiquitin-like protein binding; ubiquitin conjugating enzyme binding; cullin family protein binding. Gene Ontology annotation, biological process: positive regulation of ubiquitin-protein transferase activity; protein neddylation.
UCCUCUGUUGAGAGCUAAGGUUUGGGGAGUCGGUAGGGGGACCGCGAGUGGAGCGCGGGAGCCCGGGCGGCAGGCGGGUGUGAGCUGCCCGAAAAUGCACUCGGAUGCUGCAGCUGUCAACUUUCAGCUGAACUCCCAUCUCUCAACACUGGCAAACAUUCAUAAGAUCUACCACACCCUUAACAAGCUAAAUCUGACAGAAGACGUUGGCCAAGACGAUCACCAAACAGGAAGCCUGCGGUCUUGCAGUUCUUCGGACUGCUUUAGCAAAGUGAUGCCGCCCAGGAAAAAGAGAAGACCUGCCUCUGGAGACGACUUAUCUGCCAAAAAAAGCAGGCAUGACAGCAUGUAUAGGAAAUACGAGUCAACUAGAAUAAAGACUGAAGAAGAGGCCUUCUCCAGUAAGCGGUGCCUGGAGUGGUUUUAUGAAUAUGCAGGAACUGAGGAUGCGGUGGGUCCUGAAGGCAUGGAGAAGUUCUGUGAAGACAUUGGUGUUGAGCCAGAGAACGUGGUUAUGCUUGUCCUAGCUUGGAAAUUGGAUGCACAAAACAUGGGCUAUUUUACUCUGCAGGAAUGGCUGAAAGGAAUGACUUCCCUACAAUGUGAUACAACAGAAAAACUCAGAACUACUUUGGAUUACUUAAGAUCAUUAUUAAACGAUACAACAAACUUUAAGCUCAUUUACAGAUACGCGUUUGACUUUGCACGGGAAAAGGACCAGCGCAGCCUAGACAUAAACACUGCCAAGUGCAUGUUGGGACUGUUAUUAGGAAAAAUCUGGCCCCUUUUUCCAGUUUUUCACCAAUUCUUAGAGCAAUCGAAAUAUAAAGUGAUAAACAAAGACCAGUGGUGCAAUGUGCUGGAGUUCAGCAGGACAAUAAGUCUCGACCUCAGCAACUACGAUGAAGACGGAGCAUGGCCAGUUUUGUUGGACGAAUUUGUGGAAUGGUAUAAAGACAAGCAGAUGUCCUAGGACCUUAUGCAUAGCAGCGCGAGAGUCACUGUUACCACGGUCAUGUCACCCAUUAGCCAUAAACUGCUGUUUGUAUCGAAGCGCAUGCUGCUUUUCUUGCACUGUCUGCCUCUCGCAGGGGUGUUUGGUGUUUGCUAUUGGAUGGGCCGCUCUGCUUGAUGUGUAGCAUUGUUCUCUUGGAGGCUGCUCUGCAGUCCAUUUUCACACUACAGAUUGGUGAAUUGCCAACGUCCUCACUGUGAUUAUGUGUAUAUUGCUGUUUAAAUUUGUAUAUGUGUAUAAAAUGAAAAGCUUCACCUAGAGAUUAUUUCUGCAAAAAUGUAUUGUAAAAAUAAUUUUGUGGCAUAUUUUUAGUCCCCCUCCCCUUUUUUUUCAAAUGAACCAGUUAUACUUUAUUUGGUCUCAAAUGUAGAAUUUCAGAAAACAUUGCAACUGUCCCCAUAAGCAAGUAUUGACAGAAUCAACCUCACUGCUUAAGAGGCCAACUUCUGGAAGAAGUAGGAGCCAUGACUUUCUGUGGCAUAAGCUAAAUAUGACUUGGUUCCCUUGGCAACUUUGAUAUUUUAAAGUGACAAAAGUUAUAAUUUAUUUGAGCGCACAGACAUAUGACAUGCUACAAAGCAUUUCUAACACAAAAAGUACAGGUUUAUGGGGUUUUUCCUUCCUCUUCCUCUUCCUCCUCCUUAAAUUGCUCCUCAUUUAAAUUGAAGAUUAAGUUUCCAUCAAUCUUUCGCUGUUUCCCGCUUUGUGUUCCUCUAGCAGUGUUUGGUCAGCUGAAGCUCUCUGUGCCACUGUGAGUAAAAUGUCCCAUGAGCCUCCUGGUUUGCUGGCGGCAUAAGCACUUUGAACUAUGGCUUGAGAUUUUAGUUCUUCUUGUAUGGUGUCUGUAACCCACCAGGGUUUUGGAGUUUUUUGGUUUGUUUGUUUGUUGUUGUUGUUGUUGUUUUAAACCACAAGUGAGAAGUGUUUGUUUUCUGUCUGUGUUUCUUCUGUGCUGGGCUUUCCCUGGCAACACGUCCAUUGCAGGCAGUGGACUUGAAACCACCAGCAUUGAGCUAACCCUGUUCAUAUUGGGACCUUUCUCAGAGGGGCCACUUGUCAUUCCCGGAGUCACAUGUACAGAGGGUGGUAGCCAUUAUGUGGAUGAGAAACCAGAGCCAACACAGUGGUAGUUGUGCACUUGUCCUUACGUCUUAUUUUUAGGGUUUGUACUUGCUCGCCUUGCCCCUCUUGCAGAAGCUUACAGUUACAAGUUUUUCCAACUAUUUGGUGCUAUGACUCACUCAGUCCCUGAAGUUUGUGAACACAUCUGAGAUUUAACCCAGUAAAGAGCCAUGGCUUGUUUGCUGGGUAAAUGGUGUAGUGGGAUAAGAUCCGCGCCUGCCCAGGCUGCUGAUGACUGGAAGAUGUUGGGAUUAUCGGCCAAAAAGAAAAAAAAAAUGUCCUCUACAUUAAAUGUGAACCUUUAAAUGGCAUUAAAUGAUCAGAGCACACAGACAAUGCUACCCCGACCACCGUCCUAUAGUUCCUUUUCAGAGUGUUGCUAUUUUCAUAUUUCUUUCCCUGAUUGAACCACCAAAGACAGAAAUGUUUAUGUAUGUACCGUGUGCGUGCAUAUGCAAAAUCAUGGUGUGAUAGAAUGUUUAUGUAUAUACCGUGUACGUGCAUAUGCAGAAUCAUGGUGUGGUAGAAGGCAAAUACUUGCCUUUUUCCACCAAAUAAUGCGGUUUGGUUUGCUGUGAAAAAUAAAUCAGAAGUUUGAAAAACCAACAAAACAAGCCAAGGUUUCUUCAGCAUAGUUAAUCAUCCUUUGUCCGCAGUCUCACUUACAGAUUUGUAUCUGAACACAAUGUAGACUUCUUGGAAAACCACAGCUAUUGAGACUGCUCUGUGAAAGACAUUCCAGUGCAUAUGGGUGUGUGACAGUGGGGACUGCUAAAGACAGGCACGGCUCUGUGGAGAAGGGUUCCUUGUCGGGUGUCCCAAGGUUACAGAAUCAUUCUCUCAGGGCGCUGUUCUGGAGGUAGAUCAACUGUUGAUCGCCUCAUUGCAAGGAUGGACUGUAGAUGGGAUUGUUUUAAAUGCUGUGUGGGAAUCGAGAGAAUGUUUUAAACACUAAGCACAGUGGAUCUGUGAAUAAAGAAUUGUUACCAGGGUGAGAAAUUUCAUUUCAUCUACAGUGAGCAUUUUGGUAAUAGUGACUCAAGUAAGAACCACCAUGAUGUAUACGGUAUGGAAGUCCGCAUUCCGGAGGGGAUAACCAAUAUUUAGAACUCCAGAUAAUGUCUGGACUGCCUCAAGAAACAAACCACUGUGACGUGGCUUGCCUUUGGAUUUCUCGAUUUUUACAGAGCUAUUUUUAAGGGGAGUCAGACACAGUAAUAAGACACCUUUUCUUGAAGAAUCGCCAAGUUACACAAGUUGAACGAUCACCAAGAGCACUUACGGCCAGCGUAGGAAGAAGCCAGGGCGCCUUCGGUUCUCCGUACCUGAGCUCCAGCCGCCCUUCCUCCCUUCACCUGUGUUUCAGGGCGCUGCGAUCGUCUUGUUGGGGUGCGCGACUUGUAGACAUUUCCACUGCACCAGGUAGAAGUUACGUGGCAAGAUUUGCUGGAUACCCAUUGUAGCCUUAGGUGCGCCUCUUUUGAAGCCUGAACUCUUGAGUUCAGUAUUGAUAUCUGAUUAGACAAACCUCUAGAUUCUGGUUUAACAGAUUUCUGUUGCCUCUAAGUCUCCAUCCUAACCAUACUUUUGAAGUUUAUACAGAAAGCUUUAAGAGUUUAGUUUGUGUCCUUGGUUUUUAUUUUUACAACUGCUAAAAUACCUCUGUAAGCCUUAUCCUUUAUUCUUUCAUAGUUGUAUAAAAUUGUAUAGAAUUCAUUGACCAACUGAAAUGUUGGGUAUCUGUAAAUGAGACCAAAAUGUGGUUGCUUUUUUCCAUAAACUGAUUUCCUUCGGGCGCUGCUGUGACGUGAGCAGCAGCCAGCCUGUGACUGUGAAUGCCUCGUGUCGUCAGUAUUUGCAUUACAUUCAUACAAGUGUGCAAGUCCUGUGACUCCCAGCUUAACUAAAAUACUGUCAUGCCAUUUAAUGAGCACAGCAAACUGGUUUAGGUUUUAAUGGAAUUGAUGUAAAAUGAUAGCCCAUAAAUAAACAGAUAUUUGUGUUUGGUUUCCGAACUGA